Lolium perenne is the source of this 1026-nucleotide messenger RNA. The record is from RefSeq and is a predicted model, not a curated record. NCBI's taxonomy places the organism in Eukaryota, Viridiplantae, Streptophyta, Magnoliopsida, Poales, Poaceae.
AUGGAGGACGUGCUCGGCCUUGGCCUCUCACCAGGAUUCAAGUUCGACCCUGACGACGAUGAGCUGGUGGAGCUGUAUCUGCUGCGCCGGAUCCUUAGCCAACCGCUCCCGCUAGAGCGCGUGAUCUGCGAGGACGAUCCCCUAAGCGCGGCGCCAUCGGAGCUCCUCAAGAAACACAAUCGGAAGGACGACGCCUUCUUCUUCGCCAACGGACAAACGAAGCACGACAAAGGAAAUCGGCAGAAACGAACCUGCGUCGGCGGCGGGACCUGGGAAGGGCAGAAGCCCAUCGUGGACGGCGAGAGGCUGCGCGUCCCCGGCAUCGGUGGCACGGAUGAGAUCACCUGGAGGAAAUACAUGCUCAACUUCCACCGCAAAGGCGAGAAAGGUAGCACGGGAUGGGUCAUGCACGAGUACUCGAUCACGGCCCCCGACCAUCUGGCCUCGUCGUCGCAGAGGCUGUAUCGUAUCCGGCUCAGUGGACAUGGCAGGAAUUCCAGGAGGGAGCGCGGCGACGACGGUGGUGCGCAAGAGAGAGCAGACGACGAGCCCGACCUCAUCUCUGCGGCCAACUCCGUCUUCCCUGCAGCGGAAGUGGUAGAUGAUGAAGAGGGUGGCAGCGCAUGGCCGGCUACGACGUCGUAUUCAGAUCAAGUCUACGAGUACGAGUACGGUUGGAGCUUCCCAGGUGCGAACGUUGGAGGAUACACAGGGCCUAACGCUACGCCAUCACCAGAUCAAGGAGCCCCAAGCAUGAUGAAUGAGUACGGUGGUGGUGCAGCGCCGGCGGUAGAGUCUCUAUUCUCCGGCGAUGAGUUGGUCAUGGAUUUUGAGCUGCCGGGUCAGCAGGACUUGAACAUCGACGAGUUCAUGGAUUUCGAGCUGCCGAAUCAGCUGAACUUCAGUAUCGACGAGUUACUUGACUUUCUAGCCCCAUCUGCUAGUUCGGAGGCACCUCUUCUUGAUCAGUAUUCCAGCGCUGGCGUGCAAACGCAAUCUUCGAUGCCCGCGCAAGGCAUAUUGUAG